UAAGUACCGUUGUACUCCCGGAACAAGUGCGUCUUGUUCCUUGUUCCAACACUAUCUGACUAGUUGUUUCAUUUUGCAGUUUGCACAACAAGGUCAACAUUUCCUUGUUGAGCCACAGAAGCUACAGCUCCCCCUUUGUUCCUGGGUACGAUGGGGAACCCUGCUGAGCAGAAGAGGGUGGAGCGGGACUUCUACGAGGGCCCGCGCCACGCAGAACACAUCCUGCAGGUGCUCAACUCCUACCGCAAGAGUGGCACCUUCACGGACGUGGUCCUGCAGGUGGAGGGAGGGGAGUUCCCCUGCCACCGUGCCACCCUCAGCGCCUCCAGCCUCUACUUCCGCUCCAUGUUCCAGGGGCCGUUUCUUGAGAGUAGCCAGGCGGUCGUACACAUGCAGGGCAUCACUGCUGUCACCAUGGAGACCCUCCUCAACUUCAUGUACGAGGGGAAGGCGGCGCUGUGCGAGGAGAACGUCACGACCGUCUACCAAGCUGCAGACCUCCUGAAUGUGGAUGUGCUGAGGAGGGCUUGCGUUGUCUUCCUGGAGGAGCUGCUUGACUGUUCCAACUGUCUGGGCAUCCUGGACUUUGCCAGGUGCUUCUCCCUGACCCAGCUGGCCGGCCAGUGCCAGACUCUGCUGUUCAGAAGCUUCGCUGAGGUGUGCAAGCACGAGGAGUUCCUGAUUCUCGCCAAAGACCGCGUGGUGGAGCUUGUUGAGCUGCCUGUGUGCCGGGAGGAGGUUGUGCUGGAGGCUGUGCUGAGGUGGGUCCAGCAUGACCCCAGAGAGAGGAAGGGAGCCCUGAGAGAGCUGCUGGAGCUGGUGCAUCUGCCCCUGGUGGACCCAGUCUUCCUCCUCAACACCGUGGAGGACAACGAGCUGGUGAUGGACUGCCGGGAGUGCCGACGGCUGGUGCUGCAGGCUAGAAGGUUCCAGGUUCUGGGGAAGGAAGGAGACUCAGCCAGGCCCAGGCCCAGAAGGGUGCUGGGCGUAGCAGAAAUGAUUGUGCUGAUCGGGGGCACCAACAAGAACGGUUUCCAGAGGCUGUCGUUUACAGAGAAACACAACCCCCACACCAAGCAGUGGACGCCAGGUGCCUCCAUGCCUGGUUACGCAAAGACAGAGUUUGCCACCUGUGAGCUACAGAAUGACAUUUAUAUAUCAGGCGGGCAGCUGAACAGCUCAGACGUUUGGCGUUACAUGUCCCAGCUGGACCACUGGCUCCGGGUCGCCCCCCUGGCCCAGGGCAGGCGGCUCCACGCCAUGGCCUCCCUGCUAGGGAAGCUGUAUGUGGUUGGAGGCAUCAGUGGAAUGGGGCUGUUGUCAGGUGUGGAGGUCUACAGCAGCUAUGACAACCAGUGGAAGGAAGUGGCUCCGCUGCCUCUUCCUGUGAGCGGUGCGGCGGCGGCGGGCUGCGGCGGGAAGGUCUACGUCAUCGGGGGCGCCGUUAGCAACGGCUGCAACACCAGCGAGGUGCAGUGCUACGACCCUGAGGAGGACAGCUGGGUGUUUGUUGCUUGCUGCCCGUUCUCUCAGACAGGUCUGAGUGCAGCCGUGCUCGACAGCACCAUCUAUGUAGCAGGAGGACAGAUGGACAAAAUAUACAGCUACACCCCAAAGACCAACACUUGGAGAGCAGUAUCUGAUGUUUCAAUGAAACUGGAGGGCUGUGGCCUGACAGUGUGUGAGGGGAAGGUGUAUAUCCUCGGAGGGAGGGGGGAGCGGGCCGCUGCCUCUCACAGCAUCUGGUCUUUCUGCCCCGCGAGCGGAGAGCUGACGGAGGAUCUGGCCAUGCCGCGCAGCACCAGCUACCUCGGCUGUGCCACCGUCACCCAGCGGCUGCCCCAGAGCGGCCUCUGCUAGCCUGACCAGUCAGUCAGCCUGUUGCCAUGGAAUACUGUGAACAUGAUUAAAAAAGUAUUUAUGUGAUUAUACUAUAGCUCAGCACAAACAUACUGUUUCACUUUGUGUCUGUGUAGGUUGUAAUUAAUGGUGAUAUUUAAGUAAGCAGGUAUACAGUGGUUAAACGUUCCUGUCAGUCAGACUAGGGAAUGAAGAGGAUGUGAAGCUCUUCAGGCAUGAGCUGAUGCACACACAGGUGAUACUAUGAAAGCAAAUGUAUUCCUGUAAAUCUUGCUUUUACCGUCCCAAUCUAACCAGUUUUGAUGGGGUGCUGAGACAAGGAAACAAAAGCACUUCCAGUGAAGUACGCGUGUGGGUGCAGAAGCAUGACCUCAUCAUUCACCUCAACAGAGAUACACAGAAGUGCAGUAUACCGAUCAUUUAAUGUAGCAUUAGUCAGUAUAAUAUUACAUGAGUUGUUUCAUUUGUUAUUUACUGAACCAUAAACUGAAAAGAAAAAAUGUAAACCAGAACAAUUAUUUGUGUAUUAGGGUGUAUACAUUGUUGGACUGUUUUCAUAGUGAAUAGUUUUCAUAGUUUGAAAUAUUGUUCUGCAAAAAACACUGGAAUCAUAUUUUCAGGUGAAAUCCUAUUAUCUGAACUGUAUAAAGCAACACUGUGAAAUAACUGAACUAUUCUGUUCCUCAAACAAUGAUUUAGACGUAGAUGUUCUAAGAGUAGCAAGGGAGAAUGGUGGUUUUGUAAUUUUAUUAUUGUCUUUAAUUAAUAAAGCUGUUUGUGCAACUUUGAACAUAAUAAAUAACUUACAUUGCCUCUA
Messenger RNA from Osmerus eperlanus (European smelt), 2677 nucleotides. It is a transcript of the gene klhl35, whose product is annotated as kelch-like family member 35. Lineage: Eukaryota; Metazoa; Chordata; Actinopteri; Osmeriformes; Osmeridae. Gene Ontology annotation, molecular function: protein binding. The record is from RefSeq and is a predicted model, not a curated record. Bases 151 to 1860 code for a protein of 569 amino acids. The transcript has 6 exons.